GCAGUUUGGAGACGAAUAGCACAUAGCAACUGGUGACCCACAAAUGGUUUUUCUAUCUCAAUUGACCUGAUGUUUGCCAUUGCUGCAACACGUGCUUCCAGAGUGAUCUUUUCACCAUCCAUCUCUUCCGCCGCCAUCUUCAUAACAACCAGUCCCAUUCCGACCCUCUACCGCACAGUCACCAUGUCUGCCACUCCCGUCUUCUCCAAGGACGCCGCUCCUCCUGCCGGCCCCUACUCUCACGCCAUCAAGACCCCCGCUGCCAUCUACUGCUCUGGCCAGAUCCCCUGCGACUCUGAGGGCAACCUCGUCGAGGGUACCAUCCAGGAGAAGACUGCCGCCUGCAUCAAGAACCUCAAGGCUGUCCUUGAGGCCGCUGGCUCGUCCAUCGAGAAGGUCGUCAAGGUCAAUGCCUUCCUCACUGACAUGAGCAACUUCGCUGCCAUGAACGAGGAGUACUCCAAGUGGUUCACCCACAAGCCUGCUCGCAGCUGUGUUGCUGUUUACCAGCUUCCCAAGGGUGUUGAUGUUGAGAUUGAGUGCAUUGCCCUCCCCUAAAUGCACAGGCAGCAAGCCAGUCAAAACAGGGAAGCAGCGUUGUUUUCGUUAGCUUCUACAAAUGAGAGAUGAGUGAAAUCAACCUGAUGACGGCAUUUGGAGAUUGGCACCUGUGACGUUGAUUCGGCCCACUCCCAACGUUUAACGCUCAUCCGUUCCCCUCCCAAUGAUCUGGCAUCCGGGGGCGCCGCGAUCUCUCGGUUCAGGCCGAUCAGACCGGGACGCGCCAAGCAUGAAUUGCACCGGUCUCCCAUCCGAUUGCUUCUUCAGUCCUGGUUCAUUGUUUGCAAUUGCAUAGACACGUAAAUACCUGCUUGCGGUGAUCAAUGUCAAAUAUGCGACAACAGGUAGUGG
Messenger RNA from Neurospora crassa OR74A, 912 nucleotides. RefSeq names its product HMF1. The transcript has 3 exons. Lineage: Eukaryota; Fungi; Ascomycota; Sordariomycetes; Sordariales; Sordariaceae. The record is from RefSeq and is a predicted model, not a curated record. Gene Ontology annotation, molecular function: deaminase activity. The coding region runs from base 70 to 558 and encodes 162 amino acids. Gene Ontology annotation, cellular component: cytosol; mitochondrion.